Messenger RNA from Dimorphilus gyrociliatus, 3630 nucleotides. The record is from the annotation of a GenBank genome assembly. Lineage: Eukaryota; Metazoa; Annelida; Polychaeta; Dinophilidae.
AUUCUUUAUUGUUGAUUUUAUUUUGUUUCCUUCUUAUCAGUUGUCUAAAAGGUCUUUUCUAAAAGGCUAUUUUUUUGUUUUGGUAAAUUCUACUAAAGAGAAAAACAAAGAGAAAAAAUGAUUAUCAACUUCAAAUUAUUUGUAAUAUUACUAACUAUCUUUAUAGUGGGAUGUUACGGAGAGCCUAUUAUUUCUAAGCCAAUCAUUAAUAUAACAACAUCAGAUUUAACUGCUCUGGGACCAGGAGAAUGUGGCGAUAGAUUAAAACAUUGCUCUCUCUAUAGAAGUUAUAAUUAUUGUGUAGACGACAAGGAAUUGAUGGCAAAAUACUGUAAACAGACGUGCGAAUGGUGCGGUAGACCUUGCAAUAGUAAUCCGUGUUUGAACGGAGGACUAUGUUCAGAAGUUGAUAAUGAGUAUAGAUGUGAAUGUCAAAGAGGACGAUCUGGUCUUAGGUGCGAAAGAGACUUGGCUCUUUGCAACAACACUCCCUGUAAGAAUAAUGGGAGAUGUACUUAUCAAGAUGACGGUUCGAUAAAGUGCGUUUGUACCUACGACUGGGUUGGAGAAACUUGCGAAACGAGACGAUCAUACAUAUCUGAUCCUUGUUCAAGUUCACCUUGCGCAAAUGGAGGAACUUGUCAAAAAAAUGGUGCAGGCUAUUCCUGCUCUUGCAAAACUGGCUGGACAGGAAACCGCUGUGAAACCGUAUCAAAUCCAAACCCCUGUUCAUCGAACCCCUGUAGAAAUGGAAACUGUAAUAAUCAUAAUUCAUACUAUUCUUGUUCGUGUAACUCUGGGUGGUAUGGGACAAAUUGUGAUUCCUAUGGUGGAGGAGCUUGUGGAUCGAAUCCUUGUUACAACUCGGGAGUUUGCAAUGAUAGAGGAAACGGAUAUGAUUGUACCUGUUCAAGUGGCUGGAGUGGUACCCAAUGCACAGUUCCAACAAACAACGGAAAUCCCUGUCAGAGUAAUCCAUGUUUAAAUAAUGGAAACUGCGUAAACGGCAAUUCUUAUUAUACCUGUUCUUGCCAAAACGGAUGGACUGGACAGCGGUGUGAAACUGUUGUCAACAACGUAGGAGCGUGUUCAAGUAAUCCAUGUUUAAAUUCGGGAGUAUGUAACAAUUUCAAUACUUACUAUACGUGUUCAUGCGUCAAUGGCUACACUGGACAAAGAUGCGAAACAAGAAACAACAUCGGAGCUUGCUCUAGUAAUCCUUGCCUAAAUUCUGGAGUUUGUAACAAUUUCAACACGUACUAUACCUGCUCCUGCGUCAAUGGCUACACUGGACAAAGAUGCGAAACAAGAAACAAUGUUGGAGCCUGUUCAAGUAAUCCAUGUCUAAAUUCUGGAGUUUGUAAUAACUUCAAUACUUACUAUACAUGUUCAUGCAUCAAUGGUUAUACUGGACAAAGGUGUGAAACAAGAAAUAAUGUUGGAGCCUGUUCAAGUAAUCCAUGCUUAAAUUCUGGAGUUUGUAAUAACUUCAAUACGUACUAUACAUGUUCAUGCACCAAUGGUUAUACUGGACAACGAUGUGAAACAAGAAACAACGUUGGAGCGUGUUCAAGUAAUCCAUGCUUAAAUUCUGGAGUUUGCAACAAUUUCAACACGUACUAUACGUGCUCCUGUGUCAAUGGCUACACUGGACAAAGAUGCGAAACAAGAAACAACGUUGGAGCUUGCUCUAGUAAUCCUUGCCUAAAUUCUGGAGUUUGUAACAAUUUCAACACAUACUAUACAUGCUCCUGCGUCAAUGGCUACACUGGACAAAGAUGCGAAACAAUAAACAAUGUUGGAGCCUGUUCAAGUAAUCCAUGUCUAAAUUCUGGAGUUUGUAAUAACUUCAAUACUUACUAUACAUGUUCAUGUAUUAACGGCUAUACUGGACAAAGGUGUGAAACAAGAAAUAAUGUUGGAGUCUGUUCAAGUAAUCCAUGUCUAAAUUCUGGAGUUUGUAAUAACUUCAAUACUUACUAUACAUGUUCCUGUAUUAAUGGUUACACCGGACAGAGGUGUGAAAUAGGAAAUAAUGUUGGAGCCUGUUCAAGUAAUCCAUGCUUAAAUUCUGGAGUUUGUAAUAACUUCAAUACGUACUAUACAUGUACAUGCAUCAAUGGUUAUACUGGACAAAGAUGUGAAACAAGAAACAAUGUUGGAGCGUGUUCAAGUAAUCCAUGCUUAAAUUCUGGAGUUUGUAAUAAUUUUAACACCUACUAUACGUGUUCGUGCAUCAAUGGCUACACCGGACAAAGAUGUGAAACAAGAGUAGGAACAAAUACCGGGGCCUGUUUCAGUAAUCCCUGCUUUAAUAAUGGUAUUUGUUACAACUAUAAUACACAUUAUACAUGUUCUUGUAAUAAUGGAUGGUCGGGUCAAAGAUGUGAAAUUAUGGGAACCAAUUUGCCUUGCUCGAGCAAUCCAUGUAUGAAUGGCGGAAUAUGCAACAAUCAGAAUAACUAUUAUACCUGCAAUUGCCCUGGUCAAUGGACUGGACAAAGAUGCGAAACACUUAUUGGAUCAAAUCCUUGUCAAAGCAACCCUUGCUUGAAUAAUGGAUUUUGUACAUCUUUUGUAAAUUCGUAUGGCUGUACUUGCAAUGGUCCUUAUUCUGGAUCCCGUUGUGAAGUUUACAGUAAUCCAUCAGCCCUUCAAGGCGCUUGCGCCAGUAGUCCUUGUAUGAAUGGUGGGCGAUGUAAUAAUUUUAAUACUUAUUACACUUGCUCCUGUAAUCCUCCAUGGAGUGGGAUAAGAUGCGAAACUUAUAGUAAAAAAUUUAUCAUUCUGAGAUAUUUUGAUACCUUUAUAUUUUUUACAUUAAAUAGUUAUCUAUUUAUAGAUUUAAUUGUUUAUUUAUAGAUGCGGGAAAUGUUGGAGCUUGUAGUAGUAAUCCGUGUAUGAAUGGAGGAACUUGCGAUAAUUUCAAUACCUAUUUCUCGUGCAGGUGUACUUCACCUUGGAUUGGAACUCGCUGCGAAACUUAUUCUAAUAACGGUGUUAAUCCUUGUUCAUCAAACCCUUGUCCAGGAAAUUAUUGUGUAAGGUCCGGAGUAGGUUUUUAUUGCAGCACAGUACCAGUUUCCAAUGAACCUUGUGCGAGUAAUCCAUGCUUGAACAGUGGAGUUUGUUCUAAUCAGAUAAGUGGUAGCAGUAGUUAUUUCGUUUGUUCUUGCCCAACGUAUGCAUCAGGAUCAAGAUGUGAAAUAUCAACAAGUAACGUCUGCUCAAGUAGUCCCUGCUAUAAUGCUGGAAGAUGCCUAGUAAACAAUAACAUGUGGCAAUGUAGUUGUAUAUCAGGGUUCUUUGGACCAAGAUGCGAAUAUCGAAGUAAAAAGAGAAAAUAAGCAAAAAAUUGCUUGUCUGCUAGAUCAUCUUCAAAUAGUAACGAAAGAUAAGAAGAGAAAAAUAAUAUGAAUACAAUUUAAUCGGAGUUCUAUUAGUUUUACUGUCCUAGCUUUUAUCAAUAUAUAUAUAUAUCCACUAUAGCCGGAAAUUAGUUAACGAUUUCAAUCACUAAUCAACUUAUUGCCAUUAAUUAGAUUUCUGUUUAGGAAAACCUAAAAUCUAUUACGUCACACUUUUUACUCAGAUUUAAUCAUAAAAAUAACCUUUUUUCUAAACAUUUUU